Messenger RNA from Rhinolophus ferrumequinum (greater horseshoe bat), 1178 nucleotides. RefSeq names its product glycine cleavage system protein H (gene GCSH). The transcript is spliced from 5 exons. Bases 105 to 626 code for a protein of 173 amino acids. The record is from RefSeq and is a predicted model, not a curated record. NCBI's taxonomy places the organism in Eukaryota, Metazoa, Chordata, Mammalia, Chiroptera, Rhinolophidae. Gene Ontology annotation, biological process: protein lipoylation; glycine decarboxylation via glycine cleavage system. Gene Ontology annotation, cellular component: glycine cleavage complex; mitochondrion; cytoplasm.
GCCGGCUCGCUCCAGUCCAGGGCCGCCCCCGCCCCCGCUCCGCCUCGACCCCGACUGCGCUGUGGCGGAGGAGGUGCACCACGACCCUCUGCACUCCGGCGAACAUGGCGCUGCGAUCGGCGCGGAGCGUGCGGGCGGCGGCCUGCAGCCUGCGCGCCGCCUCGGCGCCCGUCGCGCCCUGCGCGCCGCGGCCCUGGGGCCUGAGGGUGGGCGCCGUCCGGACGCUGCGCACCGGCCCCAACUUGCUCUCGGUGCGUAAAUUCACAGAGAAACAUGAAUGGAUAACAACAGAAAAUGGUAUUGGAACAGUGGGAAUCAGCAAUUUUGCACAGGAAGCUUUGGGAGAUGUUGUUUACUGUAGUUUGCCUGAAGUUGGGACAAAAUUGAACAAACAAGAUGAGUUUGGUGCUUUGGAAAGUGUGAAAGCUGCUAGUGAACUCUAUUCUCCUCUAUCAGGAGAAGUAACUGAAAUUAAUGAAGCUCUUGCAGAAAACCCAGGACUUGUCAACAAAUCUUGUUAUGAAGAUGGUUGGCUGAUCAAGAUGGCGCUCAGUAAUCCCUCAGAACUAGAGGGGCUGAUGAGUGAAGAAGCCUACGAGAAGUACAUAAAGUCUAUUGAGGAGUGAGAAUCGAACUCCCUGAAUAAAGCAGUGUGAAACAAUUUAAUCUAGCAUAGUUGUCUUAAAUUAGUGGUGGAUGGAAGAUUUCAAAUAGCAACCUUUAGUAACACUAAUGGAAAAGAAACUACAAUGUUUCUGGAAGAAAAUACCCUUUAACUUUCCAAUGAUUGCAGAUAAACACAAUAUACAUCUUCACAACACCCUAUGAUAUUUUUAGGCUAGGCUACAGUUACAAUGUUCAGAAUUCCUGAAAUUAUUUGAGGUAAAAUGCAGUUAUAAAAUUUACGUAAUUCAACAAUAACAUAACUUAAGCCUUAUAUAAUAUAACUUGCUUACACCCAUCUCAGGAUUUGGGUCAGAAUACUUAAUGAUCUUUACAUUUGAAAUAACUGACAGUGGAGAGAAGCUUUUGUUAGUUGUUACAGUGUCAGAUGAUGAACAAUUCUGUCUUAAUUUUGCAAUAUACUGCGUUUGCUGGUGCUAUUUUUAUACAGUGAAGCAACAGCCUUGCAGGAGAACAAAGUUUAAUAAUAAAACAUUCAAUUUCUUUAUUAAUCA